AUGUCAAGGAUAAGCCCUUCUUCCUGCCUGUCUGUUAUUCGCCGCAUUAGAUGUAAUUCAUCCAAGACCACAUUUUCAAUUAGAAUGUUAAAAAAUGGAAGUGAAUGGCAUCCUGGUGGCCUUAACCAUGUAUCAUUGAGACUUCUGGCCAAUGCUCCAUUAAGAAAGUACUCACAGGAGUGUGACACGUUGCACCUAGGAACCAGUAAGUAAAAACAGUUAUCCUCAUUGCAGUCAUCAUUAAAUAUAUAUUUUUAUUUGCAGUCAAAAAUAUAAUAUUGGAUGAGGCUGUAUCAUAUGACUCACUAUCAUGAGGACAAAAUGUAAUACUGCAGUAUGUGACAAAAAUCAAAGUUCAUAGUGUAAAUAAUUUCUGUUCUUAAUUUGAAUUCUGCCUUCUUGGUAUUACCGUCAAAAUUAAUAAAAUAUGCCUUCUAACCUCUCAUUUUUAUGAAUCUUGCACCAAAUGCAGCUAUUAUUUGAUGUGGCUCCUUUCAUGCCCAUGGCAAUCAGUAAAAACUGGAACAAAGAGCAGGCAAACUUGUUUAGUCCUUCUGAUUCAUACUGCUGUUAUUACUAUAUUUCUUUCUGAAAAUUCUCCCCAGAUCCCAUAAUUUCAAAAAUCCUGGUUGUUUUGACAUAUAUGAACAAUUUUUACUCUAUUCAAGAAAAUAGUAAAUAUGUAAAAAUAAAUUAUAAAGUGGCAAAUUACAAAAUGUAUUAAUUGAAAGUUGAUACGCUUGAUUUAUGACCAAAAAUAUUUAGGAGUGUGUUCGAGCAACCUCGCCUGCUACACGAUGAAGUACUAGCCUGAGGAAUCUGAUUUACCUCUUGAUUUUUAUUCAUCUUUGACUUCUGCUAACAAUCUUAAUCUUUUAAAAUCUUCUUACUCUUCUCUACUCAAUCCUAACCAACUAGUUCAACUAUAUAGUAGCGGUUUUUAUAGCCAAAGCUCGGCGCGUGUUGAGGUUAACUGACCAUGGGAAUAAAAUCAAGAUGAACUCGGUGUGGGUGAUGUUUUGAUAUUACUGAACCUACAUAGUUGCGAUUGGCAAGAAGCUACAAACCAAGGCAAUGAAAAACUAAAACGCUCAGGUUAAAAAACCCAAACAGGAACUUCAUCGAGACUAAUGUACCAAGGUACACGCGGACCACCUAUGAAAAACUAACAUCUGACAAUGGCAAGCGAAGAAUAUUCCUAUUAACAUAACAUUCAGUAAACUCGUGAGCUAAGCAAAAAUUCAAGUCAUUUGAAGAUUAAAAACAAAGAUGACAACAGGAAAACACCUAUGUGACAAAAUCAGGACUAAACUUAACUCACUUAAUAGAAAACAAAAAAAAACAAAAGAAAAAAAAACGAAACUUAGAAAAUAAAACUCAAAUCUUAAAAAUAACUUUCGAAAUACUUCACAACAGUUUUACCCUUUACUAUUAGUCAUUAGGUCAUUUGAAUAUUUAACGGUGAUUUGCAGUUUAUCUUACGUCUUGAUUAGAAGUUAAGUUUUCCUGUUGAAAAUGUUAGUAUUACAUUUACCCCGGUCCCUGACGUUUUUCUUGAAAUGUUUCUCACUCUUGCAGUAAAAUAUUUCGGCCAACACGGCAAAUCCAAUUUAUUAUUCUUUUCUUCUUUUAGCGUCAAUAGGAUCUGCUAGUACCAAAUGUGACGAUUUUAACAUGGCACCCAAUCCCUCAUGUCCAAUUCCAGUUGUGGACUUUAGCGCGAUGAGUCUAGAUGUCAAGGAUCCCGAUCGAAGCAUCCAAGCUGUUAAAGACCUUGCUAAUCAAGUGUACCAAGCUUUCAGCACAACUGGAGUCGUUUAUAUUACAAACCAUGGAAUCCCACAAGAAACGGCAAGUCUAUCCUUUUCUAAUAAGCCCGUCUAAUUUCUUCCUAAUUCGAUUAUUUGUCUGUUGGAUAAUUUUUUUUAGAGGAAACAAUGUCUCUAGUAUUUGUUAAAUCACUUUGUGGUUCACUUUGUUAAUAAUCCUAUUUUGAUCUUGCAGAUUGACACUACUUUUGAAACUUAUGACAAGUUUUUUAACUUGAACAUUGAUGUAAAGAAGAAGUACGCAAAGAGAACCGGAACGACUCUGAAGAAUGGCUGGGAUAAGCUUGAAAGCGAAAGGUAUUCUUACUCGAAUUACAUACCUCUACCGAAGAAAAUUCUUUCAAGUUAAACCUUCUUGUUUUGAGUCCAAAAAGUACAGACCCAAGUGUCCGGCGUUCAGUUGUAUAUUUGCCUGGAAACGAGGCUACUUGGGCAAUAAUGAAGUUAAUGAAAUGGCGUUCACAGCUAUCCGAAGACGAAAUAGCUGAAAACAAGAAAUGCAAGAUUACGUUAAACACAUUACUUUCUGUUUUUAUCCUGAAAUCGUGCUGAGAAAUAGGCAAAAAAUCGUUACUGAUCGUAACCCACUUAUCAGGGGCACCCAAAGACUGUUUCGUCCUAAAUACAUUAAAGAAAACACUUUAGGCUAUCUAUAGAGUAUUUUUUAGAUCUUUAGAUUUGCAUUAUAAACCGCGUUAAAACAUUUGUACGUUCAUAAGGGGAACUUAAUGAGUCUUUUCGAAAUUGCAAGAGGUUCUGUUUUACAUUCCCGAAGAUUUUAGAUGCAAUUUAACGUAUUACGAAAGUGAGAAUUUUUUUUAUUCCUCUCUUUAUCACAUUUUUUAAUCCGAAAAGUUUACGUUUCAUUUUUUCUCAAAAAAUAGCGUAACCUGUGGAGUGAAAUGUGAGAAAGUAAACUGUAGAAAAUCGUAGCGACUUUAUCACUGACAGAUAAGCUUCGAAAAUUGUACAUGAAUAGAACGGUCACCUAGAAAUCUUUAUCCGUCCUCAAAUAGUAGAAAAUGCUAGGCAAUAUUUGUUUUUCCAAACAGAUAUUUUACAGAAAACAAUCCGGUGUUGGGUGCCCCUGACUACUUCUGAUAGCCGAUAAUAUCACAGUCGGCCUAACUGACAGAGGACCAAUAACAUCGCGACUUAAUUGACCAAUCAGGUGAAUAAUCAGAGUUUCAAAUACCAUCAACUGACGUGAUACAACUCACUUUAACUCUGAAGAUGACUACCGCAGAUGUUGUCGAAACAACAGUCACUGGCAGCAACACUUCCAUUNGGGGGGGGGCCCCCCCCCCCCCCCCCCCCGAGAUGACCUGCGGUUUUCUAAUACAACUGGUAUUCUGCAAAAAAACAAAAAAACAAAAAAAAACUGAACUAUGUGGUUUAUUGGUGUUGAAGUAGAGCAAGAGACGAGUGCACCCCCUCCUAAAAAAAAUUCUCGAUCCGCCCCUGAGUUGUUCGAAGGCCGAUUAAUUAGCGCUAACCCUGGGUAAAAUUUUAACACCGGUUUCUUUUUCUUUUGUUCAAAAGCAUUUUUCAGGAUAAUUUUGUCGAUAUCUUUUUAGAGUAUCAAAUCAUCAAAUUGUGGAUAAAAAGAAUAAAACUCAUUGAAUUUGCUUUUUAACGUUUCAUAUCUGAGUUGAAAUUUUGCACUAAGGCCCUGAGUUAUGCUAACCCUGCUUUGAACAACCCAGCCCAGGGUUCAAACCUUUCACAGAUUUAGACAUAACAAAAACUGUAGACAGGUGCUAUUUAGAGAGAGCUUUUUUCCAACAACUAAUAUGCAGACUUUACCGAACCUGUGUGUCAAAUUGCAGAGCCACCGGCAAUAUGAAAAGACCUGCGGACCUCAAGGAAUCGUUUGAUUUCUGCGGACUGGAAGAUGAAAAUUAUGUAAGUUUCAGUUAUUUUUUUGCGAUCAAGAUAAAAUUUCUUUGAGCAGUGCCUCGGAAACUCUGCGAGAAACCACUUAGAAACACGAUUUGAACUAACCCCCAUCCGCGACUAACAAAUGACAGUUAACGUGACUGAACACAGUUUUGGCAGUUUGUGAGUAUAUGCAGGAAUUAUGGGCUCCUGGUAUAUGUCAUUUGCCAAGACAAGAGAAAGGUUGCAGCUCAAAAGCUGAAACUUGGAAAGUAAAACUGAAUAUACUGAUGAAAGAUUUUGAUUGACAAGUAAAAUUUGACGUUUUCGUACUUCCCAUUGCAACAUGAACGAUUGAAUACAACCUUAAAAUAGUUUACAUAAAAUUGCCUCAUUAGAUGUUCCUAUAAACUUGCACACAGCUUACUAUAAUCAAUCAUUACCAUUUGAAACUUAUUUUAAACUUAUUUUAUUUUUACUUAUUUUAUCAAAUUUAAACAAACGGGUUUUUAGAUAAUGAACAAUAUAAUUGUUCUGUAAUUAUUAAAUGUGUCACAAAAUUCGUCUGUUCAACUUCCAUUUUAAAGUUCUCAUCAUUUAAAAUAUCAUAAAAGUAAAAAUUCUGCCAAAUAUCACAAAAUUUUAAUAAGUAGAUUUUGAGAAAUCGUCUUCUGUGUAACAUUGCUUUUUCGCCGUCAUGUUUGUUUGUCUAAUUUAAAACACGCGCCACGCAAGUUACCGCUGACCGCCCGCAAAACUGUGUUCAGCCAUCUUGAUUUCAGUUUCAACGGGGCUGUGUUCCAUUGAUAGAGGAUUUUCAGCACUCUUAAGAAAAAAUCUCCAUUGCUUAGUUACCUUAUUCUAUGCUCAAAAUCGCAUUCCUUUUUCUCUCAAACUGAACUGUCAUGUAGUGAAGUCGUUUUCCAAUGAAACCUAAAUCUGAUGGGGGAGGGUCUUUUGAAUGAGCACAAAGAUCCUGUUCGCAGACUCAAGUUUAUGGUUGCAGAGAUCAAAAAUUGCACCGUCAAAGUGACGUCAUUUAGUCAUGAGUUACUUAUGCAUUUGACUGACAAGAGUUAUAUUAUUAAUUCUCAAUUCUGCCUGGCUCUGAUUUACUACACAGAAGUUAAACUAACGCUAAUGUAUCAUUCGCAAUAAUCAGUAGUCACUUGUCAUUUUACAGACGUGGCCUAACGAGGAAGUCCCAAACUUUCAAGGCACUGUCCAAACCUUUUACGAGGACAUAACAAGCCUUGCUGCAAGGAUGUUGUCUGUCAUAGCCAUUAGCCUUGAUCUGGUACGAUCGAUUUUAUAGUUGUUAGUCUUAUGAUCUUAUCGGCGAAAGGAUUUGGGUAUUUAAAACGUAAUUCAGUCCAAAGUGUUAAGUAUAAGAAUGGAAAACAAUCUUAGAUACGACUGAAGUGUGUAAGCCAAGUGAAGUUUCGUUCUUCUCUGUAACAGACCCAGUGAAACCCUACCCACAUAGACUUUAAUGCUUGGCCCGAAAAAAAAAUAAGUAAACCUUUUUUUCUUCGAUAAAACCGGUUACGAUUCAUGCUUUUUUAUAUAUGACAUAAUAAGCAGGUCGAUGAUCGCAAGAGCACAAAAUUAUUUAACUGUAAGCCCGGGCUCUAGUCUCAAGACAGCUAUUGGUUUGCCUAAAUGCUAUGUUAUUUUUCUUCAUGUACACUUUUCAAAUGAUGCCAAAACAUUAUUCGGCCUCACCUUUUUGUUUUCUCAUCCAGGAUCCAGACACGUUUGCCUUUGCUUGGAAAAAGACGGGCACCUCCGAAGGUUGUACUCAGUUAAGAUACAACUAUUACCCAAUGAUAUCAGAUCUUAGUGAAAUCAAGCCGGGUCAGAUUCGCGCCGGGGAACACUCAGAUUAUGGUGGGAUUACACUGCUGUUGCAAGAUGAUGUUGGUGGACUGGAGGUUAGACAUCGAGAAACCUAGUUUUAAUGCUAUCCGUUUUACGUUUUUUACCAGAAGUACGUUGAUCGCGAGCGUGUAAGGCUGCGGCAGUACAAAUAAAGAGCAACAGGCCUCUAGGUAAAAAAAUAUAUAUAUGGUUUACAAAAAAAGACGGCCAAUUGGCCGGUAGUCGUCUGUCGUCUACUGGGCCACGUCAUCAUAUAUUUAUUCUACCGGUAGACGAAAUUUGAAGCUGAUGGAGCUGUAUUUACCUAGAAUUAAAAGAUGUAUUCGAGGAAAUUAUUAAAAGAUGAAAAAGAUGAAAUUAUUAAAAGAUGUAUUCGAGGAAAUUAUUAUUUGACGAUGAAAGCCGUAAUUUAACUCAUUUCCACGUUCGACAAAAUUAUAAACUCGCUCCGAAGUGCUCCUUGCCUCCCGAUGAAUGAUACUCUUAAGAACAUAAGGAUUUUUCAUAUUGCUUCAAAAUCGCCCUUGUUUUAUGCUAACAUAGUUCAACAGCAUGUAUGUAUGUUUGAUUCAGGUGAUCAAUAAUGUUAAUGGACAAUUUGCACCCGUCACGCCCAUGAGAGGAGCAGUGUUAGUUUUCAUUGCUGACUUGAUGCAGAGAUGGACAUCAGACCGAUACAAGUCUGUGGUGAGUUUAAAAAAUAACACCGACCUUGAUCCCUUGAUAAAAAACAUUACUACAAUCCAUGCUCGGUUAAUAAUGGUCGAGCUACUACUAGGCUAUAUGUUAUAGCCCACUAUUAGCGAAAAGCGCCGGCUUUGAAAACCAAAACAAUGGCGGCUGAAUCGCGUUUUGCUAGCUAAAGUUGUUUGUCUCGAUAUUUUUUACCAAUUAGUUGGAUUUUACUAAAACAAUUGUUCCUCUAGCCCUCAUAGCCUCUGAGUCAAUAUCAGACCUAUUGACUGUUGACUAUUGGGCUAUUGACUCAGAGCCCAUUCCGGCUCGAGCAAUAAUUGUUGAAGAGCCUUGUCACUCACGUGGCCUGCGGCUAUUCAAAUUUAUUAUAUACUAAAACAGUGGAUAGUGUUAUUCGUGCGCUAUGAUUGGCUACUCAAAGUCGGGAUAUCCAUUGCUAUUGACCGACGCACCUCCAGUUCCUCCGAGCGACCGGCGCCAAACUCGCGUAAUGGUUUCCCGGUUUGCUGUCGUAACAAACAAAGAAAUUUCAUAAAUAAUCAAACGCGCUGUUCCCGAAAUACACGAAGAAGAUGACGAAAUUCGGUUUGGAAGCUUAAACAGAUCAGAAGCUUUGUCUGUUUGACUUGAAUUUAUUGACAAAACCGGUGAAAAAGUUUUUUGUCUACAAAUGCAAAUAAAGUCUUGUGUUACUUUAUUUAGCUGGCAUAAAAUGUUCAUUAAUAAGCUUCAAACUAAAUUUAAUAGUUUCUUACAGAAUGGUUUCAAAUACAAAAAGAAAUCAUAACUCCUUUUCAAGACGGAAAUCUCCGAUAAACAGCUAAACAUAUGCCUUCAAAAGUUUUAUUUGUCGGCAAGAAAACGCGACGGCCGUUCGGUCAUUUGCGCGUCAAAAUUGUAAUCGUUGGCACCAGUAAAAGAGUUAAAAACCAUCAUUUUUUUUGCUCGAACAAAAUAUAUAUACUUAAACAAUUAUCGCGGCUCGGUAAAUAUCAUCACUAGCUACCUCCACGUCAGUGAAUAAAUGUUAUUUACUGAAACAAAAGAAAGUUUUUACAGAAAAAAAAAAUCUAUUUCCCACAGGAUUGGUUCAGCUGUUGGUUUAGGACACCAACAUGGCCAAAAUUUCAUUGUCUUGGGUGGGACACAAAAAUAGCCGACGUAAGGUCAUGCAAGUGAAAGCAAUCUAUCCACGUAAUAUUCGUGAACUUUGGUAUCUAAUUCAUCCAAACAAGCAGCUUUAACAGUCUGAUCGAAUAUCCUCUCAUACCAGUAGUGUUUUUUUCGGUUAUUUACGAACGGCUAUAUUUCAAAAAGGCUUUCGAUAAGAGGCGCCCAGAAACGCCUUGGAUUUUUAACAAAAUCGGAAAAGCAUUUCGACCGAGUUUUAAAAAUAUCUGAAGACACUUGUUGAAACUUAACUUCUCAACUUCGGCUUCUUUUAUUUUUCAAAUUGUUCAGUAGCUUGUACAUUUUAAUCCAUUUUUUUUUCCUUUCAAAAAACAGGUUCAUCGAGUGCUGAUCCCAGAGGAGGAAAUCAAACGCAGAGUUCCUCGCCGAUCGUUAGCUUUGUUUCACGACCCGGAUAAUGACACUAUGGUCACGUGUUUGGAUGGAUCUAACCAAUAUCCACCAAUCAAAGCGAAAGAUUGGGUUGAUGGUAAACGGUAUUCAGCAUACAAAUGAGUA
Molecule: messenger RNA, 7973 nt
Organism: Porites evermanni
Lineage: Eukaryota; Metazoa; Cnidaria; Anthozoa; Scleractinia; Poritidae
Source: the annotation of a GenBank genome assembly